This is a messenger RNA of Entelurus aequoreus (snake pipefish), 1883 nucleotides long. It is a transcript of the gene mrpl4, whose product is annotated as mitochondrial ribosomal protein L4. Lineage: Eukaryota; Metazoa; Chordata; Actinopteri; Syngnathiformes; Syngnathidae. The record is from RefSeq and is a predicted model, not a curated record. Gene Ontology annotation, cellular component: ribosome. Bases 146 to 1060 code for a protein of 304 amino acids. Gene Ontology annotation, molecular function: structural constituent of ribosome. Gene Ontology annotation, biological process: translation. The transcript has 9 exons.
UGACGUAAUUCUGUGCGACAUGACUGUCAAAAAAAGCGCCAAUCAACACCUGCGACCUCUCCUGUCCGUGGAUGUUUUGUUGUUUUCUCCCAGCAACACAAUUAUUUCUACCAAAACAUCAGCUUGAUCCUCCAGAAGAACACAAAUGUUGUCGCGGUUUUCUGCGCUGUUGCUGAGCGGGAGAGGAGCCGCCGUGAGGUUGACAUCUUCACUAGCUGGUGAAAACAAUCUUCCUCCUAAUUUGCUGCUGCCUGCCAACCUGGUGGAUCCUUCCAGAGCAAAGCGACCGCCUCCCCCGCCAGACUCCCCCCUGCCUCUCCUGAGGUCAUGUGACGUAGACGUGCCCGCCCACCGGACCCCCGUGCGCAUGUGGGUGGACACUCUGGACAGGCGGGACCAGGAGCCGCUGGGCGUGGCUGAGCUCCAUCCCGACGUCUUCGCCGUUCCUCCCAGACUCGACAUCAUCCACAGUAUAGAAAUGUGGCAGAGAAAUUACAAACGCAUCGACUACGCCAAGACCAAGGUGAGGUCGGAGGUGAGAGGCGGCGGUCGCAAACCUUGGAAGCAGAAAGGAAGCGGGCGAGCUCGCCACGGCAGCAUCCGCUCGCCAAUAUGGAGAGGAGGGGGCGUGUCUCACGGACCCCGCGGCCCCACCAGCUUCUACUACAUGCCGCCCAUGAAGGUGCGCGUGCUGGGCCUGAAGGUGGCGCUGAGCUCCAAAGUGGCCCAGGGUUACCUGCACAUCGUGGACUCUCUGAACAUCCUCAGUCCAGACUCUCAGGACCUGCUGGAUGCCAUCAGACACAAAGGCUGGGGGGAGUCGGUGCUGGUCGUCAACGAAAGUGAAGAUUUUCCCGCCAACAUCCUGGACGCCACGGCAACACUCAAAAGUGUCAAUCUUAUUCCAGCCAUCGGACUGAACGUGCACAGCAUGUUGAAGCAUGAAGCCGUGGUCCUCACCAUGGCCACACUUGACUUCCUGGAGAAGAAGCUGCUGUGGCACGACCAGCGCUACACCCCCCUCUACCCUUUCAAACUGCCAUACUCUGACUACCCGUAGUGUGAGAUAAAAACAUUUAUUAAUAAAAAUAAUACUAAUAUGAACAUUGAUGAUGAGGUCCUCCAAGGGCCAGGUGGUUCCUGACCUGCCAGCGCAGAGCCGAGCGCUUCUUGUCAGUGGGCACCACGUAGGUGUUGGCCACGUAGGUCCUGCGGGCUUUGGGCUGCAACACAAAGCAAGGUGAGGACUUUGCAGCGACAAGGACUCGUUGUUGUUGUUGUUGUUACUGACCGCUGGAGGCUGGUAGGCCAGACGUUCCUGCAAGAAGACAAGACACACGCUGACUAACACUAGCAGCACACACACAAAGUACAAGUCCUACCCUGAUUUCCCAGCGCAGUUCCUUGUGGUCGCGCUCUCCAGGAACCUUGAAUGUGUCCCACAGCUGCUUGUACUGGCAGUACCUGCAACAUGUCACACCCACCUGAGUCCUCGUUUCCAUGGUUACGGCACACUGCCAACACCUCACCUGGCCACACAGUCCGUCUUCUUGGUCUGCUGAGUCAGCACGGGUCUGAUGACUGAAACACCACCAAGAUUACCACCAUGGGUGUAUACUACAUGCAGGACUACCACACUGGGUGUGUACUAUAAUACAUGAUGGUACUACACGGUGAGAAGUAAGAUAUAGCAAUGAAAUGGGAAAUAAAGUAGAAGGUUAAAAGGUAAAGGUAGUACAUAGAAGAAGGAAUAUAGAAGGUAAAAGAUCAAACAAAGUAAAGGCAGUCAAAGAAGGUAUGGAAAGUACAAAAGUCUAUUUCAACUAUUUUCACUAAAAUGAGCAUUAAGGCUAUAAAGUGAAUUUAUCUGAACAAAUAAAUGA